GAAAUGCGACAUUUUUCCUGCGAGAAAGGAAACCAACGAAGAAGUCAAAUUUGGCUAACCUAGCAUCAUCCUGGAGAUUAUGGCGUAGAAAAUAAACCGUAAACAUGGAUAAAAAGAAGAAACCCUUCGACGUGACUGCUUCAUCGCUAGUGGACCUUAAAGCUGAACUGUAUAGGAAACAGGAACAGUUCAAACGGGAGAAACUUGGACAAGAAAGUACUGGCGCUGGAUUCAAAUCAAAACCUAUAGUCAAGAAACCUAAUGUGUGGAGCAAACAAAACGCAGGUGUCUCUGCAAGAGCUGAGAAAGAUGCAGAGCAGCUGUCAGAGGAGCAGAAAAGCCUCGACACGUCAAAGCGCAAGUUGGAGGAGAAGGCCAGACUUUAUGAACAGAUGACGAAGGGAGAGUUUCCAGAUGAAGAGACAGAGGGACUGUUCCUCGUUGACUUCACCCAGAAGAUCAUUGACAAAAAGAGAGAAGCAUUUGCACAGAAGGAGAAAGAGGACGAGGAAAGAGAACGCUUGUCACCUAUUCCUCCUCCUCAGAACCCAGACGAGGAGUGGGUUGACUUUGUGGACUCUCUGGGACGAUCUCGCAGAUGCAUGAAGAAAGACCUUCCAGGUUUUAAGAAGUUGGACCAAGACUUGAAAGGCAAAGGGUCAGACUCGUCUGACAAGACUUUACUGUCAGAAGACAUGCGCCGAGAGCUACAGAGGCAGGAGUGGGAGAGAGAGGAAGAGGAAGCUAUGAAGAGGCCUGUUGGACCCCUCCACUAUGAGGAUAUCAGAGGACAAGAGGCUCGAGAGCUUGGUGUGGGCUACUAUGCUUUCUCUCAGGAUCAAGAGCAGCGCACAAAGCAGAGAGAAACUCUGGACAUGCUCAGAGAUCAGACAACAGAUCAGCGCACCAAGAGAGAACGACUGAAGGAGAAGAGGCAGGCCAUCCUGCAGGCUCGACUGGCCAAGGUGAGGCAGAGGAAGAUGAAGAAAGCCAAACUGGACGGCACUGAGGAAGAGGAAAGAGAGGAAGAGAAUGAAGGAGAGCAAGAGGACCCUGAAACUCUAGGUCCCUUCCCACAACCAGAGGAGUGCUCAGCGGUCAGCACACUGAAGAAGGUGGAGGUGGAGAUCCAAGAGAGGAAGGACACCAAACCAGGAGUUCCUCAUGUCAGAGAAUGGGAUAGGGGCAAAGAGUUCAUGUUCACUGAGUGGAAAAGUCGGCGCCGGGAUGAGCGAGAUUCUGAAUUUGCACCUCCCUCUGCAUACUAUAGUGAUGAGAAGAGACCAAAACAAUGGAAGACUAAAAACCAGGAGAAUAAAUCCAGCAUGUCCUUCCAGUGGACAAAAGGCCGAGGAGAAAAGUCUGAGAACAAGGAAGAACCAAAACUUCAGCCUCAAACUGAAUCCUCACCACCUCAACCUCAGCCACAAGAAAAUCCUCCAACCUCUUCACAGCCACCACUACCUUCAGAUGGUCCACCACUUUCAGCUCCCCCUUUUAUUCCCCAGUAUCCCCCUCCUAUGCCCCCUCCUAUGUUUUAUCCUUCGUUUCCUCCUCCACCUCCUCAGUUCGCAGGUCCCCCUCAUCACUUUGCUCCAUUUCCCCCUCAGUACCCAAACCAGUAUCCGCCUCAAUAUCAACCUCAGGUGCAGAGCCAGUCUCAGCCUGUAGACCACAGCCAGACACAGCAGCUCCCUCAGGGCCCCCCUCAGAGUCUGGACGACAUGCUUUCCUUCUACAGGAACACUACUUGAGCUUUAAAAUAAUGUGUUCGCAGUCCAGCUUGUUAUUACUGCUUUUUAAGGAAAUCAGAAGUGCAACAAGACUGUGAACCUGUAAUAAAUAUUUGGAAUUGAA
Molecule: messenger RNA, 1857 nt
Organism: Mugil cephalus (flathead mullet)
Lineage: Eukaryota; Metazoa; Chordata; Actinopteri; Mugiliformes; Mugilidae
Gene: ccdc174
Product: coiled-coil domain containing 174
Exons: 11
Coding region: 105-1754 (549 amino acids)
Cellular component (GO): nucleus
Source: RefSeq, a predicted model, not a curated record